Molecule: messenger RNA, 792 nt
Organism: Penicillium expansum
Lineage: Eukaryota; Fungi; Ascomycota; Eurotiomycetes; Eurotiales; Aspergillaceae
Product: SDR family oxidoreductase
Exons: 5
Coding region: 1-792 (263 amino acids)
Cellular component (GO): intracellular anatomical structure
Molecular function (GO): oxidoreductase activity, acting on NAD(P)H, oxygen as acceptor
Source: RefSeq, a predicted model, not a curated record
AUGGUCCUCGCACAGCCCCCAAAUCAACAUGUCAUGAAGGCCUUCGACCUCACGGGCAAGGUCGCAGUUGUGACCGGAGGCGGUCGUGGAAUUGGUCUUGAGGUCUCGAGAGCAUUGGCUGAAGCCGGUGCAAAUGUCGCUUUGAUCUAUCACACAUCCAAUACCGCUGAUACAAUUGCAGCCGAGAUUGCAUCUACUAACAACGUGCGCGCAGCAGCGUACAAAGCCAAUGUGGCCAUCCAGUCUGAGAUCGAGGCGGUUGUGCAGCAGAUCGCGAAAGAUUUCGGGCAACUUGAUAUCAUGGUCGUCAACUCUGGGAUUGCCUCGAACACCGCCGCCGAAGACUACACCACCGAUCAGUGGAGUGAGAUCAUGAAGGUCAAUCUUGAUGGUGCUUUCUAUUCUGCCCAAGCUGCCGGCCGGAUAUUCAAGGUACAAGGUCGUGGAAAUGUCAUCUUCACAGCCUCCGUCAGUGCGACUUUGGUCAAUCUCCCACAGAAGCAAGCAGCAUACAAUGCGUCUAAAGCAGGAGUUGUUCAGCUCGCCAAGUGCUUGUCUGUCGAGUGGAUUGACUACUGCCGAGUUAACUGUAUCUCCCCUGGAUAUAUCGCUACCGAAAUUCUGGAUACCUUCCCAAAGGAAUGGCGCGACAAAUGGUUCGACUUGAUCCCUGCCAAGAGAAUGGCCGAAUCUUAUGAGUUGAAGGGGGCCUACGUAUUCUGCGCCUCGGAUGCGUCAAGCUAUAUGACUGGUGCAAACCUCAUUAUCGAUGGAGGAUACACUUUGCCUUAG